Molecule: messenger RNA, 2025 nt
Organism: Porites evermanni
Lineage: Eukaryota; Metazoa; Cnidaria; Anthozoa; Scleractinia; Poritidae
Source: the annotation of a GenBank genome assembly
AUGAAAUCCAGGAAAGUACUGAAGCACAAUUCCCUCAUACAAGAGGUAAAACCACCGAGUUGCUAGUCAGUAAUGUCAGUGUCAUUUAUUUCACUUGAGUUAAAAGUAUCAGUUAAGCAUUAGUCAGUUUGACAACAACCACAGUACUGAGAAAAUGGAGUCCCAAGUCAUUAAGUUAAAUUGCUUGAGAAAAACUUAGGCAACUGUUCAAAAGGCUCAUACAAUGACGUUACUAGCCUGCGUUGCAGCCAGCCCACCCACUCGUCUAAACCCUUCGUACAGAAGCUUUAGAGCGUCUGCAACGCAGGCAAUGACGUUUCCAGACUCAUUCAUUCCAGAGAUUUUAAUGUUCUAUCAAUUUGAUUGUUUUUGGUGUUGCGAAUGGUUGCGAUAACCAAAUAGCGUAAUACAAAAGAUGAAACGACACUGACUAACACCGACACGACAGCACAAAAGCAAACCAACAAACACACCCGCCAAUCUUGGGAGACAGUUACUACCGUCGGUUGCAUCUAAGCGUGAACACGAGACAAAAAAGACAUGUUCUAAUUAGGGUGCCAGAUAUGACGUGUUUUGCCGCUAAACAUUUGAAGUUUGACAGUCGUUAAAGCAAACUGUUACGGCAAAGGUAAGUUGAUGACAGUUUUUGAUGAGCGCUUUUCGCUCAUUUCAUUUUCCUCAACUUUUACGCAUAUUCGUCGCUCAGAAACAGCACACUUGCCUCCAGAAAUUGCUAUUCACGUCUAAAAAUUCUUGCGAAGAAUAUUUUGUAGAGCGAAAACAAAUGAAGUCGACAUCAGCCGCCUACCCCAGACGUCGAAUGUUUGGCGGCAAAACACGUCAUGUUUGUACCCAAUUUGAGCGUGUUCUUUGCUCACGUGUACACACUUAGAUGCAACCGACGGUAUUAAGGGACACGCGAUGGCGUAGUCACAAUCAAGUUAGCCUAACAUAACGUAUAAACCGUGAACUUAUGGUUUUCUCUGUUCUCUCCGGUAAUCCUCGAAUAAUGUUUCAGUAGUGUUGAGUAAUUAUUGUUAUAUUUUAACGAAAUGUAAUUUUGAAAAUUCAGUGACGUGUAAAGUAGUACAUGUAGAUCUUAGAGGCGGCAAAGAAGCUCUGCGCUAAUGGUGAGAACGCUGUUUUCUUUCUCAUUUUCGAAUUUAACCCAACGUUUCUUUCUUUUUCAAUCAGGUAAUAAGUCAGUCAAGUGCUCGUUUCACUCCCAGCGUUGCCAUGAUCAAGGUACGAUAACUUUUUUUUUUCUUGUCUUGGACAGCACCCUCCAAAUAAUGGCAUUUUGUACUCAAAGUACUUUUACAGGGGGACAAGGCUGGCGCAGUGGUGAGAGCUCUCGCCUCCCACCAAUAUGGCCCAUGUUUUAAUCCUGGCGUCGACGCCAUGUGUGGUUGGAGUUUGUUGUUGGUUCUCUCUUUCCCAUCUCCUUAAAAACCAACAUUUGCAAAUUCCAAUUCAAUCUUGAACGCACGGACAAGAUUCAAGGAGUUCUCGUGAACGCCUAAGUGCUCCGUGGGUAAACAAAUUACAAUUAAUUACAAUUACAUUUAAAGUUUAAAGUGCCAAUGUGGGAAUCCAAGGUGGGAAAGGGAGGCAACUUGAAAACGUUGGCCUGCCCACUUUGCCCUGCCUGUCACUUUGCCCUUCCUGUCAGUUUAAAUUAUUCAAUGAUCGUGCACACUCGCCACAAAAAGAAUAUCGAUUUCUCUGCGCUCACGUUCCAUCGAGCACUAUCCCCCACUUCUUAUUACCAGCCAGUUACAUUGUGCUUUUGGAAAGUGAAAUAAAACAACGUUCAUUAAUUUGCGAAGAAGCGUCGAAGUGCUUGUUGAAGUAUGAAGUGUCGAAGUGCCAGUUGAAAAGUUCGAGUCUUACCCAGGAAAUGAUGUUUUUGUUAAAAUUUGAGGAAUUUUAACUUUCUUUCAGAAAUGCAUCGAGGCACUGAUAGACAAACAAUACUUGGAAAGACGCGAGGGAACAAAGGAUGAGUAUACGUACAUGGCAUGA